Molecule: messenger RNA, 1560 nt
Organism: Cucumis melo (muskmelon)
Lineage: Eukaryota; Viridiplantae; Streptophyta; Magnoliopsida; Cucurbitales; Cucurbitaceae
Product: peroxisomal (S)-2-hydroxyacid oxidase GLO4-like
Exons: 13
Coding region: 170-1417 (415 amino acids)
Molecular function (GO): FMN binding; oxidoreductase activity
Source: RefSeq, a predicted model, not a curated record
GUUUUACACCAUUGGACAACAGUUAUCUUAUUCCCCUAUAAAUACAUAUAUAGUUUGACUCACUGUUGGUGUUUCACCUCCAAUUAUCUAUAUAUUCUCCUGCCAUUACAUUAUUACAUAUACUCUACACUCCACUAAUAUAAAGUUUGGCUAUCUGAUUAAAAUUAAAAUGUCAAGUGAAACAGUGAAUGUGGAUGAGUUCCAAGAAAUAGCGAAGCAGUCACUUCCAAAAUUAUAUUACGAUUACUAUGCCAGCCUUGUGGAUCGAGGAACUGAUGUGUUUAAGGCAUUAGCCCACGCUACUCAGGCACUCCUUGCCAAAAUAUCAUCAGACCCAGUGAAAGUGGAAGACUUCAAAGAAUUGGCUAAAUUGGCACUUCCAAAAGUUUACUAUGAUUUCUACGCUGGUGGAGCUGAAGAUGAACACACACUUAGAGACAACAUACAAGCUUUUCAAAGAAUCACGAUUCGACCUCGAGUUCUUGUGGACGUGAGCCAAAUUGAUACAUCAACAACUAUAUUAGGAUAUCCAAUCUCUUCACCUAUAUUGGUUGCUCCCACUGCCGCACAUAAGUUGGCUUUCCCUGAAGGUGAACUAGCCACAGCCAGGGCUGCUGCAGCCGCUAAAACUAUCAUGGUUUUGUCGUUCUCUUCGACCUUUUCAAUUGAGGAAGUUGCCUCUAGUUGCAAUGCUGUCCGUUUCUUUCAAUUAUAUAUAUUCAAAAGGCGCGAUGUGUCGAGGCAGCUACUACAGAGAGCUGAGAGAUAUGGAUACAAGGCAGUUGUUCUAACUGUUGAUUCUCCACGCCUUGGUAGAAGGGAGCACGACAUCAAGAACAAGAUGAUUGCAGUUCCAGAGAAGAAUCUUGAAGGCCUUAUUACCAUUGACGUUACCUCUGAUCAAGGUUCCCAAUUUGAAUCUUUUGCUAACAAAACCUUGGAUGCUUCUCUGCGUUGGGAAGAUAUACAGUGGUUAAAAUCAAUCACUACUUUGCCAAUUCUGAUUAAGGGGAUUCUCACUCAUGAAGAUGCAACCAAAGCUGUGGAAGCAGGUGUUGAUGGAAUUAUUGUGUCAAAUCAUGGGGCUCGUCAACUAGACUUUGCUCCUGCCACUGUUACUGUCCUUGAAGAGGUAGUUCAUGCCGUGAAGGGUAAAGUUCCUGUGCUGUUAGAUGGAGGUGUUCGGCGAGGGACAGAUGUGUUCAAGGCAUUAGCCCUUGGUGCGCAGGCAGUCCUUAUAGGGAGACCAGUUUUAUAUGGGCUAGCAGCAAAGGGAGAGGAGGGAGUAAGAACAGUGUUGGAAAUGCUGAAAAAUGAGUUAGAGACAAGUAUGGCACUUUCUGGUUGCCCAAGCAUCAAGGACAUUUCUAGAAGCCAUGUGAGGAUGCAAUGUGAUAAGCUUCAUUCUAUGCUUUGAUGUGUUUGCUUCGUAACAUAAACAACAGUUACCUUACUUGGCUUACUAGAAGAAGAAAGAAAUUCAGUAUUUUUACCAAUAAUAUUUGGCACUUAAUCUAUACAUGCCGAAAAUUUGGCAGUUAAUCAAAUGAAGUUUCUAAA